UGUGUUGAUGGUGUUGAUGCAGUCUGAGCUAUGAGUCUGAGCAGCACAUCAGUCCGUCGGCACCCCCUAGUGGACUGAGGAGGUACUGCACCCAAAGGAGGAAUUACGUCUCGAUGUGUCAGAGGGAGUCAGGGCGAGUCUUGACUGCAGACAUCGUCGAGUGUGGAAGCAGGAUGCGCAUCAACAUGAACAGAAACCUUCACAUUUCUCAUAACGUUUCCUCAUUGACAAAGGUGUGAGUGCAGCUCAAUUCAACACACAAGGACAAACGUUACCCUCAGAGAACCAGAAGACAAAAGAGUUUGAGUCUGAUCUACGCUGCACCUCUCAGCCCUUCUACUGUAAAGUCCACCCUCAGCCCUGACGUGAACCAAGCCAUGUCCGGGAAGGAGCGCAGCCCCCGCCAUCGGCCAUGGUCGGUCUACCGGGCCAACACCUUUGAUCUCUCGUCUGAGAUGAUGGGGCUGGCUCUCUCAGGCAACAGUCAGGAUCCAGACGAGCCAGUGCUGGAGUUCAGCGUGGCCUGUAGUGAGCUGGUUACUCCCUCUCUGGACCGUAAACCAACCAGCUUUGUUGCCGUCAGCUGCACCACUCCGCCUCAGGCCUUCUGGACCAAGCACGCUCAAACGGAGAUCAUAGAGGGCACCAGUAACCCCAUAUUCCUGAGCAGUGUUGCCUUCUUCCAGGACUCCAUGAUCACUCAGCAGACUCAGGUCAAGCUUUCUGUCUACGAUGUGAAAGACCGCUCACAGGGCACGAUGUACAUGCUCGGCUCGUCCAUGUUUACUGUGAAAGAGCUGCUGCAGGACAAACACCACAGGCUGCACCUGACUCUCAGGUCGUCGGAGAGUGAGCGCGUUGGGAACAUCACUGUCAUUGCCUGGCAGAUAGAGGAGAAGAGAGAGCAGAGGGCUCCUGUGGCCAGAUUACAGAGAGGAGACACUGUGAAUGGAAGGAUGGUUCUCCCUGUUGAUGCAAGCCUGACUGAAUCCAUGGGCAUUAAAUCCAAGUCCUCAUCUCUGUGUAAAGACCCUCUGCUGAAGGCUGUGUUCGGGGGCGUUAUGUCGAGAACGUAUCGCUUCCCCACCACAGACGGAAACCACCUCCGGAUUCUGGAGCAGAUGGCAGAGAGCGCACUCUCCCUACACAUUCCUCGACAGUUUGUGAAGCUGUUGCUGGAGGAAGAUGCCGUCAGGGUGUGUGAGCUGGAAGAGCUAGGUGAGCUGUCUGCGUGUUGGGAGAACCUCAGGAGGCAGAUCAUCACUCAGUACCAGACCAUCAUUCUUACCUACCAGGAGACCAUAAGUGACCUGCACGAAUACAAAGGUCCAUCCUUUAAGUCUAGUACCUUAAAAGCUGAGAGGAAGUUGGAGUUUAUUCCUACAAACCUGCACAUCCAGAGGAUGAGAGUACAGGGAGAGACCGGCUAUGACCGGACAUACGAUGUUGUGACUAUUGGUGCUCCUGCAGCACAUCAUCAAGGCUUUAAAGGCUGCGGUCUCCGAAAAAUGCUGAACAAGCUGGAGGAAGCUCGGAAACACACUCAUGGGGAGGACAGCUCACAAAGCUCUGGCGGCUCUGGCCUCAAAGGAAUGGCAUACCAGCCUCAGGAUGUUGUGAAAGCAAAGGAGUUGAUCGCUCAGAUAAACACUCUGAAGACACAAGUGUGUUACUACACUGAACGUCUGUCUCGAGCUGCAAAGGAGCGCUCGGCCAACGCUCUGGAGAGAACGCUGGCCAUCCUGACAGAGAAGACUCGUCAGUUGGUAACCGUGUGUGACUCAAAGUUGCUCUCCACAGCCAUCCUCGCGCUGGCAGCUGCCCGCCCAGAAAUCACCCUGCAAAGCACCCCGUCCCCAUCCUCCUCCUCCCUCUCACCCUCCUCUCGUUCCCCAUCGCGCUCCCCCUCCCGCAACCCCACCUCCCCGUCUCGCGCUGCCACCUCGCCGUCCCGUCGUAUUUCUCCCACGGACGUCAGCGAUGGGAGUAAAAACAAGCGCGCCUCUUUGCAGGCAGAUCAGCAGGAGGAGGAGUGGGAGAAAGUUUGGCUAAAUGUGGAUAAGAGCCUGGAGUGUGUGAUUCAGAGGGUGGACAGUCUGCUGCAGAGAGACAAACUACAGAGUGACAGCAGCUCAGAGGACGUCUUCGAGCUUGCCACAGAGGAGCCGAGCACUGUUAAGAAGGACAGAAGCCCAGAGGUAGAAAAGGCGUCCCCAGUUGAGUGGAGUGAAGCCCUGCACCCCCUCCUCACCACGCUGACAGACUGUGCCACUCUGAUGAGCGACAAAGCAAAAAAGUCCAUGGUGUUUCUGCUGAUGCAAGACUGCGCUCCCACCAUCGCCAUGAGCCUCACCCUGCAGUACCGCCGUGAUGUCGUCUUCUGUCAGACACUGACGGCGUUGAUCUGUGGCUUCGUCAUCAAGCUGAGGAACUCUCUGUGUGACUCGGGCUUCCUCAGGCAGCUGCACACCAUCGGACUGCUGGUGCAGUAUGAGAGCCUGCUCAGUACUUAUGGAGAGGAGCUGGCCAUGCUGGAGGACAUGAGUGUCGGAGUCACUGACCUCAGAAACGUCACCUUCAAAGUCACCCAGGCGACCUCGGCUUUCGCCCCGGAUAUGCUGCCGGUGAUCACAGGAAACAGGAACGGCUUUAAUGUCAGGGUCCCGAUGCCGGGAGUGAUGUUCGACACGCUCCCCCGAGAGAUCCAGAACGGGAUGCUGCUGCGGGUGCAGCCGGUUCUCUUUAAUGUGGGGAUCAACGAGCAGCAGACACUAGCUGAGAAGUUUGGAGACACUUCCCUACAAGAUGUGAUCAACAUGGAGAACAUCACCCGUCUCAGCUCCUACUACGACCAAUUCAAAGAAGUCCUGCCAGAAGACUGCCUGCCUCGCUCCCGCAGCACCACCAGUCUGCCUGAUCUACUCAAACUGCUGAGCCAGAAUGUGAACGCCAAGAAGAGCAAGAACGUGGAGAUUCUUUGGCAAGCAGCCGAGACAUGUCGUCGCUUGAACGGAGUGCGCUUCACCAGCUGUAAGAGCGCAAAGGACCGCACGGCCAUGUCUCUGACUCUGGAGCAGUGUCAGAUACUGCAGCAGGAGCACGCCCUCGCACCCCAGGUCUUCUACCAGGCCUUGGACUGUAUGCGCAGUGAGGGCUGCAGGAGAGAGAACACCAUGAAGAAUGUGGGAUGUCGUAAAUACGCCUUUAACGCUCUCCAGCUCAAAGCCUUCCCCAAACAGUACCGCCCUCCAGAGGGGACGUACGGGAAAGUUGAGACCUAAAUGGACUACUCCACCAAAAAAAGACUGAAGGGGAUAAUGAUGACAGCACCACACAAACAAAAAUACCAACACAAACUGGAAUAAAACAUCCCUUUGUUUUGUGCUUAGUCACUGUUAAGAUGUCCAAGUGCCAGUGCUACUGUAGAUCGUUUUAUAGCAGUACCCCCCCCUCCACCUCAUCUAGUACUCACAUCACUUCACAACCACUCCACAGCCAAUAACUGUAAAAAGUGUCUCUCUGUGUUGCAUUAUAGCCACUGUGCAGACCUCACUGUCGGCUGUGCCAGUUGUAGCACGAGGAAGCAGACCGAGUAAUUUUUAAGUUGCGUCCCUUUGAAUAAGACGUGUAAUCCCAGCCUUUAGGAGGACACACGGGGACACGUCUGCACUUGUUCUAAUUUCUUUUUCUUUAUUAGAUCAGUUUGUCUAUGAAAGGAUAAGGCUGUACAGAGCCUGUGUUUUCCUUAUUAUGAAGAAAUCCCAUAAAUAGAUCAAAACAUGCAAUGAAGUGAUCCUUGCCAAGAGUGUGUAGACAAAACCUCACAGCUUAUUUCUUGUAUCUUCAAGUAUUGUCCAAAACACCGGAAUGAGCUGCAGACAUGACGGUAAACAAAGGCAGCUUCUUUUUGUUAAGUCAAGUCCACAUCACACACUGCUUAUGCUUAAUAACUUACUGGAACACAAAAUAUUCCAACCUUUGUUGAAAAGAAUCCCACACAAAUCAACUCACACUUUUUAAAGAUCAAAAUGUUCGGCUGUUUUAAGCAGUGUAUGGCUUGUUGGGUGCUGAGAGCCACAGACAAUAAAUGAUGUGGGAGGAUUUCUUGACAGUAAAAAAACAAAAAAAAAACACUGAACACUGCCAGCCUUAGGCAACACUAGAACAAUGUUUAUCAAGGAUUUACUGGUCUAGUGUAGCUUUGACGACUGGAUCCUUUCCUUUGCCUGUUGAGAGAUUCCUCUGGACCUAAACUGCUCCGCUGAAUGACAGCUGUCAAACUCGAAGCACUUCUUCUGUUUCAUUUUAGUGCUUUAAGCCUGUCGUUUGUUUCCCUUCCACUGUCUCAUUCCUCUUCAAUCGCAUUUAUAGUCAGUAUCACACAGUAUCACUCCUGACAACAAGCACAGACAUCGAAAGAGUACAUAUCUGACUCUACUCUCUGAGUGUGAUGUCUCAUCUUAAGGGAUCUUUGAGGUUACCCUGAUGCUGUUCUGGAAGCAUUGAUGUGGGACUGGAUCACAAAUCUUGGGCUUCAGAAGUGGUGCAUCCCAUUAUUCUAUAAUACUUACAUAUUUGCAGAUACUCAACACUGUUCUCCAGGUUAUAUGCAGCACUAAAACGGUAUAUAGCCCUUUAAAUUAUGGGUUUUAUUUACUGACAGUGUAUGUUUCCAGCGCCACAGCACUCUUGAGAUGCAAUUGGAUUAGAACUUCAUUAAUUUAAUCUGCAUGAUGCUUGAAAUACACUACAGCUUUUUACUAUUGCAACUGUAUACUGUUGAGGAAACCCACGUCAAGAGAAAUAAUGCAUAUUGCGUUAUUCUACCAAGCAUCAACAACACUUCUUCUGUUGUAAGUCUACCAGCACUGAGCUCCAGUGUACCUUACUGUACAGAACUUACAGAGACAGUGGACUUUAUUUUGAAAAUGUUAUUUUGCUUACAGGUAUUUAUGUUGAGAUGGCUGCCGUUGCCAAAUGCUGUUAGAGUUUUAUCCAUUGUUAUCGAGUAAGUGAUGGCCUAGUUAUGAUCAGUUGUACAUGCACAAAUGUUAGACAGGGCAGUGUGGGAGGCGCCUGGACUCUGACAGAGGUAUGAUGUGAACCCAGGUGAAUAAAGGUUUGUCAAUGCCAAAACAA
This is a messenger RNA of Notolabrus celidotus (New Zealand spotty), 5139 nucleotides long. It is a transcript of the gene inpp4aa, whose product is annotated as inositol polyphosphate-4-phosphatase type I Aa. The transcript is spliced from 24 exons. The coding region runs from base 378 to 3281 and encodes 967 amino acids. Gene Ontology annotation, cellular component: cytoplasm. Gene Ontology annotation, molecular function: phosphatidylinositol-3,4-bisphosphate 4-phosphatase activity. NCBI's taxonomy places the organism in Eukaryota, Metazoa, Chordata, Actinopteri, Labriformes, Labridae. The record is from RefSeq and is a predicted model, not a curated record.